Molecule: messenger RNA, 2945 nt
Organism: Bombina bombina (fire-bellied toad)
Lineage: Eukaryota; Metazoa; Chordata; Amphibia; Anura; Bombinatoridae
Product: arginine/serine-rich coiled-coil protein 2
Exons: 5
Coding region: 94-2187 (697 amino acids)
Biological process (GO): regulation of mRNA splicing, via spliceosome
Cellular component (GO): spliceosomal complex
Molecular function (GO): RNA binding
Source: RefSeq, a predicted model, not a curated record
CCGGGAUGCGGAAGUGGCGUAAAAAACUGUUUACUUUCAAUGGCGUAAAUACAUGCGACGACAUUUAAUUCUAUAGUUGGUAGAGGAACCGUCAUGUGUUCUAAAGAGGAUUUAGAGAAGAUUGAUGCGAUAUUGGCCCUUGUCCGGGCAGUAGCGGCGAAGCGUGGCCCGCAGUGGCUCAUAGAGCUCUUUGGGUCGCAUAUAACUGGACUUCAAGUUGGCAGACACGGUACUCCAGUCACCGGAGUACAGGAUGAUGAGACACUGUGCCAAGAAGCAGAACAGCGAGGCGGGGAUACCGUGGAAGAUGAUAAUGUGGACAAAUCUAAAAAGAUAGACAGUGAAGGUGAAUUUGCAACGGAGGAGAUAACCAUCACCCAUGAUAUUGAUUUGAAUCUCAGCAAGAAAGUACUGGAGGAUCAACAAACAGACAUAACUGAAGGAACAGGACAUUCUAGCCUUCAAUGCAAAGAUACAUCUGACUGUAUACAUGGAUCAAAAGAACAGAUUAGCUCAGGGUUGAUCAGUGAAUGUGAAAGGAAAAGUUCUGUCCGAAAGCGUUCUGUAAUCUCCUCCUCUAGCUCCAGCAGCAGUGGUCCCAGACGCUCAGUAAAGAAGGGUCAAUAUUAUUCCAGAAAUGACAGGAAGUGUUCUCGCAGUAGAAGGCGUUCUCGCAGUAGAAGGCGUUCUUGCAGUAGAAGACGUUCCCGCAGUAGAAGGCGUUCCAGCAGUAGAAGGAUUUCACGCAGUAGAAGGCGUUCUUGCAGUAGAAGGCGUUCUGGCAGUAGAAGGCGCUCACGCAGUAGAAGGCGUUCCCGCAGUAGAAAUCAUUCUCUCAGCAGACGGCGUUCUCACAGCAGAUGUAGAUCAGACAGCAGAAAAGCCCACAGCAGGUCUAACCAGAGACAUUCUGUCAGAACGAGGAAUCAGAGAUCUUCCAGCAGUUGGAGUUCUUCAAGAAGUCGAUCUUGUAGCAGUCAGAGUUCUCGUGGAAGAGAUGGUAAGAGAGCACGUGGUAGGACUAAGGGUCUCCAUCUGGAGACGCAGAAUAGCAAAUCAUCAGAGAGCAAAACAUCACGAUCUCUGCUUUUGAACCAGACGGUUAAUGCCAAGAAACCACAAAUAGAAGAAGAUGUGGCUGCAAAAGAAGCACAACAACAUGCAAUUUUGCAAGAUUUUGGUUACUCGCCUAUUAUUUAUCAUUCAGAACAGCUAGCUGAAAUCAGAGCAUCACAUAAUGCAAAUGAUGUGGCUUCAAAAGAUAGCCUGACUGGUUUGGCUUUAAGAGAACCAGAUGGGAAAAAAAAGAUGUUGGUGAACUUUGAAGCUCUGUUCCGGAAGUUAUGUGCAGCUGCUUGGGCCAAAGGUGAACAUCCAAUGGACAUGUCUCUCAAAAAUACAAUGCCUCCAACGUGGUUUCACAACAGUGCUGAAGAUGCUUCAUUGAACCAGUGUGGAUCUCAUGGAAAAGUGGAUAUUGUAUCUUUGACCCCCUUGGUGAGAGAGUCAUUGGAUGUCAUCUCUGACAUGGAGCCAGAAGAAGAUAAUGGAGGUGAUACUGUGUCUCUUCAAGAAGUUACCGUAGCUGAAAGCGGAGAACCCAACACACAGCAAAGGGCCAUUCAGAUAUGGAUAAUGGGACAUUCCUUUAUUCACCGAGCAGCCAAUCGGGCAGCCAUGUCACCAGGUGGACAGCAGCUAGGUUUCUCAAAAGACUUCAUAUGUAUCAGGUGGCUUGGACUUAGGGGAAUGAGCUGGACAGAUCUUGCUUUUGCUAUUCGUCUGGCUCAGAGUCUCUGGGGCAGGCCGGAUAUCUUGGUCCUUCACUUGGGGGGGAAUGAUUUUGGCCGUAUGCCCGUUGCUGAUCUUAUUGCUAUGAUGGUUUCAGACCUGCAUUGUGUGCAUUCCAUCUUUUGCGGGGUCAGAAUAGCGUGGUCUAAGGCAAUCUCAUGCCGAUCAUGGCCAUUUAUAGACUCAAAACCUGGUUAUCGAACAAGGCGUAAAGUGAACAGUGAAUUAAGCAAAGCCGUGAUCUCAUUGGGUGGCUUUGUAGUGGAACAUGGCAACAUUCAGGCAAGCUUAACUGAUCUGUAUAGCAGUGAUGGGUGUAGCCUCUCUGAUAAUGGCUUAGAUCUGUUCUUAGGAAACAUCAAAUCUGCUUUGGAAUCUAAUUUAAAGAGCAGUUAAAGGGCCGUUCUAAUGCACAAAAAAUACUCUAAUCCAUUAGAGCAUUUUACUUUUUGUUCUUAUUUGUGCACCUGUGUUUAACUUCUAAAGGUCCUUGGAAGUCAUGCAGCUCCUGUUCAGGAUAUGGCUGAUAAUUGGGGACUACAUAAGUAUGCCACUUCUGAUUGUCUUACAGACCGUUUCCUGCUCAGGAGUGGGUCCUUUGCUAUGUGUUUAACAUUUUAUGGUGGGUUAAACACAUAAGGGCGAGCAUGAAGGAUAAAUAACAUCUUCGAGAAUUUUAUGUUUGCACCAGUAUGUCUCUUUAAAGGGACAUGAAUCCUACAUGAUUCAGACAGAGCAUGCAAUUUUAAGCAACUUUCCAGUUUAUUUUUAUCAUCUUAUUUGCUUAGUUCUCUUGGUUUUCUUUGUUGGAAAGCAUAACUAAGUAGGUCCAGGAGCUGGGAUCUAUCUGCUGAUCGGUGGCUGCACAUGUAUGCCUCUUGUCAUUGGCUUUCCGAUGUGUUCAGCUAGGUCCCAGUAGUGCAUUGCUGCUACUUUAACAAAGGAUACCAAGAGAAUGAGGUAUAAUUGAUAAUAGAUGUAAAUUUGAAAGUAGUUAAAAAAAUGUAUGCACUAUUUUUAAUGGCGGAAGAAACAUUUUGGGUUUCAUGGUUGACAGUAAUAAUUAAGUAUACGAGUCCCAUAUUUUUUGGAGACCAUUGUCCUUACGUUGGUUAAUGGUUAGAAAUAAAGCUUCCUGUGAAACUUCUUUUAAA